GCGGCUGUUAGUCGCUCAUAGUGGUUUUCGAUUUAUGAUACCAUCCCAAAUGUUAAGUUUUGGCACUUAUUUUGCCCGUUCUAUCGCUCGUGCAGAAGGUAAAGUUCGCUAUACUGGUGCAAUUAUUUGUGCUGAAAUUCAUACGGGUAAUGUUAAAGAAUAUAAUCAUAUGAAUUGUGUCAAAGAUGAAUUUUGUAGUAAACAUGCAUCACAAGUGCUGAAAUGGGUUAUAGCAGUUGAUCCUGGUUCUGUUUCCAAACUUCAACUGUAUGUAUUAGAUAGAGAAUUUGCCGAUACAAUUUGUGGGUGUAUUUAA
Molecule: messenger RNA, 316 nt
Organism: Didymodactylos carnosus
Lineage: Eukaryota; Metazoa; Rotifera; Eurotatoria; Philodinida; Philodinidae
Source: the annotation of a GenBank genome assembly